This is a messenger RNA of Suillus subalutaceus, 180 nucleotides long. RefSeq lists its product as uncharacterized. The record is from RefSeq and is a predicted model, not a curated record. The annotation marks the transcript as partial. NCBI's taxonomy places the organism in Eukaryota, Fungi, Basidiomycota, Agaricomycetes, Boletales, Suillaceae. The transcript has a single exon.
CUUGAGCACUAUGCUGAUUCCAUUUGCUGCUUUGGUAUGACCGACAACUACAACACCGAAGCUACUGAGCAGCUUCAUAUAGACUAUGUGAAGGAUGCAUAUAGGGCGACCAAUAAGAAGGAGAUUUUGCAACAGAUGACAAGAUGGCCAGAGCGACAGGAAUCAAUGGCUGCAUUUGAC